Messenger RNA from Exophiala spinifera, 3771 nucleotides. RefSeq lists its product as uncharacterized. The record is from RefSeq and is a predicted model, not a curated record. Lineage: Eukaryota; Fungi; Ascomycota; Eurotiomycetes; Chaetothyriales; Herpotrichiellaceae. Gene Ontology annotation, cellular component: nucleus; chromosome; cohesin complex. Gene Ontology annotation, biological process: sister chromatid cohesion. The transcript has 3 exons. Gene Ontology annotation, molecular function: DNA binding; protein binding; ATP hydrolysis activity. Bases 1 to 3771 code for a protein of 1256 amino acids.
AUGGGCAAACUAAUGAGACUCGAACUCUUCAACUUCAAAUCGUACAAAGGCCAUCAUGUUCUCCUUUUUGGCGACGCCUACUUCACCUCAAUUAUCGGUCCAAAUGGCUCGGGAAAGUCGAACUCCAUGGACGCAAUAUCUUUCGUGCUUGGUAUAAAGUCCUCCCACUUGCGAUCCACCCACCUCAGAGAACUCGUUUACCGCGGCCGAGUCCUGCGAAAAUCCACCGCAAACGGCGAGCAGGAGACAAAUGGUAGUCAAGAGCAUGAUGAUGAGGAAGGAAGUCAAGCGAACGGCACUCAGGGUCGUAAUGACCCGAAAGCCGCUUGGGUGAUGGCUGUGUAUGAAGACGACGCAGGCAUUGAACAAAAGUGGAAACGCACAAUCACCAAUCAAGGAGUCUCCGAAUACCGAUUAAACGAUGAGGUGGUGACCGCGCAGCAGUACAAUGAGGCCUUGGAAGAAGAGAACAUCCUGAUCAAGGCGCGUAACUUCCUCGUCUUUCAGGGUGAUGUUGAAGCCAUUGCGAUACAAAAGCCUCAAGAUCUGACAAAAUUGAUCGAGCAAGUUUCCGGCAGUCUUGAGUACAAAGCAGACUAUGAUAAGCUCAAGGCCGAAUUAGACGAAGCCGCGGAGCAACAAGCCUUCCAGCUGAAUCGCCGUCGUGGCAUCAACUCUGAGAUCAGACAGUACCAAGAACAGAAGAGAGAGGCAGACAAUUUUCAGAAAAAAGCUUCGGAGCGUGAUGAGGCGAUUGUGACUCACGUGCUGUGGAAACUGUACCAUCUUCAACGGCAGAUUGAAGAGUCAAGUGCCGAAAUUCAGAAACACCAGAGCGACCUGAAGGAUUUUCGACGAGGUAUUGAGAAGUAUGAACGUAACCUUGAGUCUGCAAAGAAAGAUCAUGCGCAAGCGGCCCGUGGCGUUGGCAAGGUAGAAAAGGCCAUCAAGGCCAAAGAAAAAGAAAUUGAGGACAAAACCUCGUCUCUGGUGCCCAUCGAUGAGCAGAUCUCGGUCUCGAACAAACAACUUACGAAGUACGCCAAUCGUGUCAACUCUAUCCAGGCGGAGCGGAACGCGCAGGCGUCGACAGUUGCACAAUUGGAGAAGGAUCUGGCCAGGGUGGAGAAAGCGCAAGCAUUGUGGCAGCAACAAUGGGAGCAGAACGCCAGCCGCUUAGGUGGGCAACUGAGCGAUGCCGAUCUCCAACAAUAUACUCGACUCAGAGAGGAACUCAACAGGCGCGCUUCGGCCGAUCUCAGCCGAAUUGAGCGACUCAAAAGUGAGAGAGCUCCCAUCGAAGCGACAUACAACAACCUCAAGAACAGUGUGAACAGCACUGAGUACCGACUCCAGUCCCUCGAGAACGAAUACAAAACCUUGAGUGAACGCAGAGACACCAUCAAGGAGGUAGUGACGAACACACAAACUGAGAUAGAUGGAAAGAAGAAAGAGCUUCACGCAGCCACUUCAAGACGACUACAGGCUGCACGAACUCGAACUGAACUUGACGAAAAGUUGGCCGAAGUUGCUCGGAAGCUACUCGAAGCAGACGACGGCCGCCGAACAAGUGAAAAGGAGUUGAGAAUGAAGGAGACUAUUGCCAUGCUUAAGCGCACAUAUCCUGGCGUCAAAGGUCGUGUACACGAGCUCUGCAAACCAAAGCAGAAAAAGUAUCAAGAAGCUGUUAGCACUGUUCUUGGUCGACACUUUGAUGCCGUUGUUGUCGACACCGAGGCCACGGCGAAACAAUGCAUCGAAUACCUCCGGGAUCAUCGAUCAGGACAAGCUACGUUUAUUCCAUUGGACACGAUUCAGGUCAAGGCCCUCAACUCUAACUUGAAAGGUAUGCACCGUGGGAUGCGACCUGCUAUCGAGACGGUGGACUAUGAUCAAUCAGUCGCUCGUGCCAUUUCCUUCGCCUGUGGCAAUGCGAUUGUAUGUGAUGACCUCAACAUCGCCAAGGAAUUAUGCUAUGCCCGCCAUGUUGAUGCGAAAGCUGUCACCUUAGAUGGCAGCGUUAUCCACAAAGGCGGUCUCAUGACGGGAGGUCGAGGUCGAGAACAAAACACCCGCAGAUGGGACGAUGCCGAAGUUGAGAGAUUGAACAAACUCAAGGAUAAAUUAAUGGACGAAUUCGCGGCAUUGCCGCAAGAACGAAGCCGUGUUGCGGAGGAGCAGACCCUUCAGACCGAACUCAGUGGCCUGGAAGGUCGACUACGCUUUGCUAAGGAAGAACUUGAUGCCUUGACCAAGAAUCUGCAGAGCAAGAAGAGAGAAAUCGAUCAUGUGAAGCAACAGCUCAAUGAGGAGCGCCCGAAGAUGCUUGCCGAGCAGCGAAAGCUCGAAAAGAUCGACGAAGAUAUAUCCGACUACCAGGAGUCCGUCCAUAAUGUCGAGAAUGAGGUCUUUGCCGAUUUCUGCCAACAGCAUGGGUUUGAUGACAUUCGAGACUACGAAGCCCGCCAAGGCUCACUGCAACAAGAAGCUGCUCAGAAAAAGCUGGAAUUCGUAACUCAAAAGGGAAGACUCGAGGGCCAGCUUAGUUUUGAGAAGUCAAGACUUCAGGCUACCGAUGAUCGCCUGGAGGCGCUGAGAGAUCGAGAACAGCGAGAUAAAGAAAUUAUUGACGAGCUCAAUGAACAGCGCGAAGGCAUCCAGGACGAUCUUAGCGCCCUCAAGAAUGAACUGGACGAGUUGCAUGCACAGCUGGAUGAGCAAAAAGAGCUUCUAUCAAACGCAGCAGAUGCACUCGCAAAGCAGAAACAAGAAGUUCAAAAGCGAUCCAAGGAGAUGGAAAGCACAUUUAGAGCCAUCAGUGCACUGGAAGGUGAAAUGCAACGUCAUUCGUCUGCACGCUAUAGUCUGCUGCGCCGGUGCAAGAUCGAAAACAUCGCCAUCCCUCUCGCUGACGGCUCAGCCAGUCUCGACAGCGUCCCAAUAAAUGAUCUGCCUCUUGAAGAUGGAGACGCCAUGGAUGUGGACGAAGAUGACCCUACUUCGGCUGCUCUGAAAGCACAUAGCGUCACAGACUAUGGUAUUAUCCCGGACUUUGAUGCUCUCGAUGACGAACUCAAGGAGGAAGACAAUGAGGCAAUGGAAUCAAAGUUACUUGACGACAUUGCCAAGUUGAACGCUACCUUGGAAAAGAUGCAACCCAAUGCCCAUGCUGCCCAACGUUUGGCCACUGUCGAAGCCCGUGCUCGUGAUACCGAACAGGAAUACGAAGAAUCGCGCGCCCACUAUCGGGAGGUCAAGGCUCAAUUUGAGGAAACCAUGCAAAAGCGCAAUGAAUUGUUCCACAGAGCCUUCUCGCAUAUCUCCGAGCAGAUUGAGCCGAUCUACUCCAAUCUGACCAAGUCCGAGGAGUUCCCUGCCGGCGGCCGAGCAUAUCUCACCGCAGAUGAAGAUGAACCAUAUCUUGCUGGAGUCAACUACCAUACUAUGCCACCAACCAAGAGAUUCCGAGACAUGGAGCACUUGUCCGGAGGAGAAAAGACCAUGGCUGCUCUUGCACUGCUAUUUGCGAUACACAGCUACCAGCCAAGCCCCUUCUUCGUCCUCGACGAAGUCGACGCCGCCCUGGACAAUGCCAACGUUGGCAAGCUGGUCAAUUACGUACGAAAUCAUGCUGGGCCCGGAAUGCAGUUUAUUGUCAUCAGUUUGAAAACUGGCUUCUUCCAGGGUAGUGAAGCACUCGUGGGUGUAUACAGAGACCAGAGCGCCAACAGCUCGAAAACCUUGACGCUUGAUUUGCGCAAGUAUUCGUGA